AUGGGACACUUAACAUAUAUAUCGCAGUUGGAUAUUUUCAGAAAAGCAUCGAAGAGGAAAGACAUCGCAGAUGCAAAAGAUGCUGUGAAAAAACUUAUUUUAAAGAUUUCAUCCUUUGCCGUGAUUCCAAACUAUGAAAUCAUCUUUUUCGCUUGUGAGAUAUUUGAAGUUGUCAACAUUAUUGACUUUUGGGAUGACAAAAUAUCACUGAGCACUAUCAUUGAGAAAUUGGAAGAGUUUGUAAUAGGCGACAAAGCGACUGCUGCAACAGAUCUGAACCUCGUCUUUAAGACCUUCAUGGAGCGAAUGACUCUUAUAAAGCUGCGGGUGGGAGAGGAGGCUUUUAAGGAACAUUAUCACACCCUAAUCGUUUUUACAGAUGGUGGUUAUAAUAGGGGCGGUUCACCAGCACCCACUGUGGCAAAAAUAAAGAACAUGGUUUACAAGAGCCACACUAGUGAAGGGGAGACUCACUGGAGAGAACAAUAUCUUGACAUUUAUAUGUUUGCCAUUGGAGCUGACAUCUUUGAUGAUGACCUGCAGCCCCUCACAGCUGGGACCGGUGGCAAACAUUACUUCAGACUGAAAGACAUUGAAAAUCUACAAGAGACCUUUGAUGAGAUAAUUGAUGAAAAUGAAGUUAAAGGUCUAUGUGGUCUUCAUGUUGAGUAUGAUACAGCUGAG
Morone saxatilis (striped sea-bass) is the source of this 684-nucleotide messenger RNA. Its product is annotated as complement factor B-like. Gene Ontology annotation, cellular component: extracellular region. Gene Ontology annotation, biological process: complement activation. Lineage: Eukaryota; Metazoa; Chordata; Actinopteri; Moronidae. The record is from RefSeq and is a predicted model, not a curated record. The transcript has 6 exons. The annotation marks the transcript as partial. Gene Ontology annotation, molecular function: serine-type endopeptidase activity.